CGCGGCCGCUGUGUACAUGGUGAGGUCAACGGUCACCACGGUAGCUCCUCGUGGUUUUUCAACAUCUCUGAGCAUUUCACGUCAUGGGGCGUGAAAGAACGAAUCCCGUGCGGGAGUUCUUCGUUUACGAUAGAGAGAGCAACACGUCAAGAUGUCAGAUCGAGGGAUGUAACUUUGAUAUGAAGGGUGAUCACGCAGCAAAUUUAGAGCGCCACAUUCAACGUAUUCAUCCCGAUAUCUACGAGUCUCAUAUGCUGUCGAAACCAAGAUCCAGCAAAAGGCAACAAGACGCGACUGGAUGUCCAUCCAACAAGAGAUCCGCUUCACAGCAAAGCCUCGAGGAGGUUAUACGAAGGAAAGCCACGAAGAGUGCCGUUUCAAAGGCCAGUAUUGUCUCCGCUUGCGUGGAACUGGUCACCACAAAUGGACGUCCCUUCCAACUGAUGGAAGAUUCUGGAUUUCGUAACCUUUUGAAUCCCCUCAUAGAAAUUGCUGGCGGCGGUUUCGCGAUCAACUCUAAGAAUAUCCGCACAGAGGUCCGUGAGGUCGCGGCCAAAACACGUCAGCACAUCAGCGAAUCGCUGAGAUCCCGUCUUUUCAGCUUGAAGAUUGACUGUGCCACCCGCAUGGACAGAGCCGUUUUGGGUAUCAAUGCGCAGUAUAUUGAAAAUGGAAAAAUUGUUGUACAGACACUUGCGAUGAAGGAGUUGUACGAGCGGCACACCGCACAAUACAUCACACUCCAAGUCCAAGAUGUGCUCGCGAGAUACGAGCUUGGGGUGAACCAAGUGUACAGCUUGACUACAGACAACGGUAGCAACAUGUUAAAAGCAGCGAGUUUGUUGAACGACGAGAGCUCUCGUGCGGCUGGCGACUACGAUGACGCCUCUACGAGCGAUGACAUUUCUAUGGACAUUGACGAAGAGUUCUGCCUCACCGGCGAGCAUCAGGAUGUACGACAAAUACAUAGCAUACGAUGUGCAGCACACACGCUGCAGUUGGCGGUGAACGACGCUUUAAAACAUGGGAUGACUAUUGAUAUAUUCGCGAAGUGUCGCAAUAUCUCAAAGAAGCUACGCACACAGACACUUAUGUCUCUCAUUCGCAAGCUUAAGCUGAAGAAACCAAUCUUGGACUGCGUUACACGGUGGAUGUCUACUGUAAUUAUGCUCCGACGCCUCACUGAGCUGAGGGGGUUUUGCGACGACAUGUUCGGUACGGACAAUGAGCUUCGCCUGCAAGAUGACGAGUGGAAAGCCGUGGAUGAUGCCAUAGAGGCUUUGGCGCCCGCCGAAGAGGCCACAAAGAGGCUUCAGACUGAGCAGUUGACCCUUGGGGACUUUUAUUCUUUGUGGAUAGCGUGCAGGGAGAGAACGGCAAAGCUGACAUCUGCUCUGGCAUCCAGUCUUGCAGCGUCCAUGCGGUCAAGAGAGACGCGUUUAUUUGAAGGCGAGCUGUUCUGCUCAGCUAUUUUCUUGGACGUCCGGUACCACGUGCUCUUGUCUGACGACCAACGGACGAAAGCGAAGCUGCACCUCACAAGGCUGUGGAAACGUCUAGCACCACCUUCAGCCCGGAGUAGGUCGGCACCAUCUGAAACCACUAGUUCUGAAGAACACGCAGGAGAAAUAACCGAUGAAGUUGAGGAGCUCCUUAGACAAAAAGAUCGUGUCCGACCUACUGCGACUCCCAUCCACUCCAUAUCAUCAAUGCUCGAGGCGACCGAGGCAAAGCCAAGGAUCAAUAAACAUGUGGACAUCCUCAAGUAUUGGGAAUGCCAAACAGAAAAAGAACCCGAAAUGAAGGCGCUGGCGGACGUUGUCCUUGCUGUGCCCGCCACUCAAGUUAGUGUCGAAAGGGCGUUUUCUGCUCUCAAAUACAUACUAUCUGACCAGCGCGCCAGCCUUGCACCCGACAUCCUGGAAGACAUCCUUGUUGUGCGUUCAGCCCGUUCAGCAUCGACACCUGCUUAUUCUGUGUGUUCGUAAGUGUUAAGCGCUUGUGUGAGAGAGUCUACACUCAGUCUCUACGCACUCAGAACGAGACCUGCAAGAGGGCUUGCAUAACCGUGCUUUUUACUUUCGUGCUUUCUUCUCUUUUUUCUUUAGAAAUUCACCUUUCGCACUGGAGGUAUGCUGUACGCCAUUACCCAGUACUUUUCGGUACA
Molecule: messenger RNA, 2167 nt
Organism: Ornithodoros turicata
Lineage: Eukaryota; Metazoa; Arthropoda; Arachnida; Ixodida; Argasidae
Exons: 2
Coding region: 84-1988 (634 amino acids)
Biological process (GO): regulation of transcription by RNA polymerase II
Cellular component (GO): nucleus
Molecular function (GO): protein dimerization activity
Source: RefSeq, a predicted model, not a curated record